CUUGCCGCGGCCGAGAGUUCAUGGGAGAGAACGACGCGUUAGCUAUUCUAGACAGGACGUAGCUAGGCUAUUCUGCACGAAGAAUCGGAACGUUUCACAAUUCAUGAAGACAUAGCUAUUUGAUCUGCAUUUGGGAAAAAACGAAAACAUAAACACGGAGCCGCGGAUUUUAAAACCUAUAUUUUAGCCUACCUGUAUGGACUGCUAUUAUAUAACAGGAGCACAGCGUCAAUUCGGCGCUACCUUCAGUGAGUCAUUGAUAAACGCACUGGCAUUUCUUACAGCCAUCUGAAUGAGUGCUGUAGAGCAUUCGAUCAUUUACUAACGAAUAUACACGUUGGUUUUCGUGCAUUUAAAUUGCGCUAGCAGGACAAGCGAGAGUGACGUUAAUAGUCUUUCAGACGUUAUCUUCGGUUUUCAGAAUAAGACGAAUUCAUUUUUUCUGAUAUAUUUUUGUGAAUGGUUACGCUGUGAUUACUUAAAUGCGUUUGUCAUUGCUAUAAGGUGUAGAACCUCCAUGCUGUUCUGCAUUUGUUAAAUAGACUACACUAGACAGUUCAUUUUUAAGCCUUGUGUCAGGGUUUUCUCCCUAAUGCUAGAUAAGUUCAAACCCGUUCAUUUCGAUUCCGUAAUGGCGAUCAGCAAGACAGUGGACUGGCUGAAAGAACAGCUUCUGGCGCGCAGCAACAGCCUGCUAGUGAUGGACUGCCGAGCUCACGAGCUGUACGAAUCCUCGCAUGUUGAGACUGCGAUAAACGUGGCCAUUCCGAGCCUCAUGCUCCGGCGACUGAAGAAAGGCAACCUGCCCGUCAAAUCUCUUCUAGCCAACGGGGAGGACAGGGAGAAAUUUGCCAGAAGGUGCAAGACGGACACGAUCGUGCUUUACGACGAGUAUAGUCGGGAGUGGAACGAAAAUGUUGACGGGGGCUCGGUGCUGGGAUUGCUGCUCAGGCGGAUGAAAGACGAAGGUUACAAGGCUUUUUAUCUGGAAGGGGGCUUCAGCAAAUUUCAGACAGAGUUCCCUGCCCUGUGUGAGACGAAUUUGGACAGCGCUUCCAGCAACAGUUCCCCCACGGCGCAAGUCUUGGGGUUAGGGGGACUACGGAUAAGUUCCGACUCUUCAGACAUUGAAUCUGACAUCGAUCGUGACCCUAACAGCGCAACCGACUCGGACGGAAGUCCACUAUCAAAUCCUCAGCCUUCCUUCCCGGUGGAGAUCUUACCGCAUUUAUACCUGGGCUGCGCAAAAGACUCCACAAAUCUGGACGUUUUGGAAGAAUACGGCAUCAAGUACAUUCUGAACGUCACACCGAACCUGCCCAAUCUAUUUGAGAAUGCUGGGGAGUUUAAGUACAAGCAGAUCCCCAUCUCCGACCACUGGAGCCAGAAUCUCUCUCAGUUCUUCCCCGAAGCUAUUGGCUUUAUUGAUGAGGCUCGUGGUCAGAAGUGUGGAGUCCUGGUCCACUGUCUGGCCGGCAUAAGCCGGUCUGUUACUGUCACCGUGGCCUACCUCAUGCAGAAGCUCAACCUCUCCAUGAAUGAUGCCUACGACAUUGUCAAGAUGAAGAAGUCGAACAUCUCCCCCAACUUUAACUUCAUGGGCCAGCUCCUGGACUUUGAGCGGACUCUGGGCCUCAACAGUCCAUGUGACAACCGCAUGCCCCCCACCUCCACACAGCCCCUCUACUUUACCACUCCCACCAACCACAAUGUCUUUCAGCUGGACCCCCUGCAGUCAACGUGAGGCUCCCGCGAAAUCUGCUCCGACUCGGAGGGUGACCGCUCUUGAAAUAAUUUUUGUCUCCUGUUAAGAGGUCUUAAUGGGACUGUCACAGUUGAGGUCUUGGUGGGAUCGUCACAGUUGGAUAACGCUGACAGCUGUGUGGCAUAGUUUCUGAAGUGUGUGUGACCUGGCUAAUUCCCAGGCACAGUCGCUAACCUGGGAGAUAUUAUCGUACUCUCUAUCUCAUUUUCAAUGAGUCUGACUUUCUGAAUGUCAGAUGAUGCAAUCAAAAAUGGUAGUCGGUAGCAUUUGAACCCAUGGAUUGGGGUGCCAAAGAGAACUGGUUGGCUUAACUGGACAUAUUUCUAUGGACUUAGCACAUGUACCUACAGACUCUUGUUCAGCCUGGGUGCACAUUUUUUGUCUUCUGUGAAGACAUUCCUGUGCCUGGGGUCUCAGCAUCCCAGGUUAUGAGGGCACAGUAUUUGCCACUCCAUUUUAUUUGUGUGGAGUUGUUUGAAAUGUUUAUACAUAUGUAUAUGUUAGAUAUUAAAGACUCAAGGGUAAAGCCUUGCUCUAGUAAGAGUGCAAGCAAGUGGGUACUGAUGGUUUUUAAGUUCUACUCUAUGUAAACCUGCAUACUGAAUAUUGAUCUUUAUCAUCAUUUAAUAAGCCAAAAUAUAUAGGUUUUUCCAGAUUUUACUUGUGUAUAUGUUUAAUAUAUUUAAUAUAUUUUGACUUCUUGCUUAAUGUAUGAAUUCAAUCUAUAGCCCUUUCUUUUGCUUCUGCCCUCACCCCUCCACCCUGCCACAGAAAAGCUAGAAUCCCCUAAUUUUCAUGUCUUAGCUCUGUACAUACUAUCCAAAAAGUUAUCCUGCCACAUUUUAUCUGCAAGAAACCCCUCCUAGUUAAUCUACCACCUCUGCUCACAGACGGACAAGUCCACAAUAGAUAGUAAAGGUUAGUUGGUCAUGUCCUACUGUACUUUGGGGCUUUGGGAAGUGUGGUGGCUCGAGUUCAGGUUCAGAUUGUGCAUGUGACUGUAAUGGUGUGGGAAGGGGCUUUGCUGAAUACAGCUUUCUGCGACCCGGGGUGAUUCCUGGUCAGUUUAUUUUGACGAGGGACCUGGAAAGGUUAAUUCAUGUUAGAUCUUGGCAAAGAAUUGGGAAUGGUGUUUUCUUUGGAAACGCCGUCAUUCUGAGAAGGCAUUACCUCUUAAUCCUUUCAAGGAUGUUCUAUAAAAUGCAAUUUUUGUUGUCAGAGGUUGUUGUUGGAGUGAUGAACAGGGACUUGGGUGGGGUGAUUUUUGGUGAACAUGAGAAGGUUGACAGAGGGUCAGGGUUUCCAGCUGUAAUUUUACCUAUCCAAUGAAGUGGAGUUCAAGGCAUGGGAUUCUUCUAAAGAAUGUAAAGAGAAAAUUAAGUUAUUAAUAAAUUGCUAUUUUGUCUAUUCA
Anguilla rostrata (American eel) is the source of this 3176-nucleotide messenger RNA. It is a transcript of the gene dusp6, whose product is annotated as dual specificity phosphatase 6. Gene Ontology annotation, biological process: regulation of heart growth; positive regulation of apoptotic process; protein dephosphorylation. The record is from RefSeq and is a predicted model, not a curated record. Gene Ontology annotation, cellular component: cytosol; cytoplasm. NCBI's taxonomy places the organism in Eukaryota, Metazoa, Chordata, Actinopteri, Anguilliformes, Anguillidae. Gene Ontology annotation, molecular function: MAP kinase tyrosine/serine/threonine phosphatase activity; MAP kinase tyrosine phosphatase activity; protein tyrosine/threonine phosphatase activity. The coding region runs from base 593 to 1744 and encodes 383 amino acids. The transcript is spliced from 3 exons.